Messenger RNA from Solenopsis invicta (red fire ant), 2492 nucleotides. RefSeq names its product cytochrome P450 9e2-like. Lineage: Eukaryota; Metazoa; Arthropoda; Insecta; Hymenoptera; Formicidae. Bases 351 to 1901 code for a protein of 516 amino acids. Gene Ontology annotation, molecular function: oxidoreductase activity, acting on paired donors, with incorporation or reduction of molecular oxygen; monooxygenase activity; heme binding. The transcript has a single exon. The record is from RefSeq and is a predicted model, not a curated record.
UCUACAGUCAAUUUUCAAUAAUUUAUACAUAACAAUUAUUUUCAAAAAUUAAUUUUUGCAACCUGCUUUUUAUAUUAGAAAUAUCUUUUUGUUCCGGUUUUAUUCUCAAGUACUUUUUUAUCUAACCAUUGUUCGGAACAUAUGUUAAUCAAACAGACUAAAGUAUUAAUAUAACUCACGAUAACAAUUACUGAUGCAAUAUGUAUUAUCACAAUAAUAUCGAGAGGCGCUUCUCCCUCCCACCUUCAUUCUAUUCACGAUAAUAUCCGCACAACACGUACGAGUAUGUAUGUACUCUCAUAACGUUUUACGUCACAUUCGACGAAGCAUCUCGUUUGUUCACCGCCACGAUGGAUUCGUCGUUGCUUUUAUCGCCAUUUACACUACUAUUGAUUACUCUGAUCGUCAUCGGUAUCCUGAAAGUUGCUGCUGUACUGUAUCAUAUGUACUUUUUCUGGAAAAAUAAGGGCGUGCCAUAUUUGCCAGAUUCGCUAUCGUCUCUUAGAACGAUUUUAAAAUUGUUUACGGGUCGCAUCAGUUUUACCGAUUAUUGCCAAUACAUAUACAAUUAUGUUCCGAACGCCAAAUAUGUUGGACUGAUGGAUUUUUCCUCACCUGUCGUGCUAUUACGUGAUCCUGAACUGAUCAAAGAUAUUACAGUGAAGGAUUUUGAUCAUUUCCCGGAUCACCGCACUUCCAUUGAUGAAGAUUUGGAACCAUUACUCACCAAAAACAUCACCGCCUUGCGCGGUGAUCGUUGGAGAGAAAUGAGAAAUACAUUGAGCCCGUCUUUCACCGCCAGCAAGAUGAAGUUUAUGUUUGAUCUCAUAUCGAAAUGCUCUAAAAACUUUGUUGAGUAUUUGGCAGACCAUCCGGAAAUCUGUGAUGCGAUCGAGACAAAGGAGGUCUUUAGGCGAUACACCAACGACGUAAUCGCUACCGCAGCCUUUGGCAUAAGCGUAAACUCUAUGAAGGAUCGAGAUAACGAAUUUUAUAUGAGAGGCGUGGAGACUACCAAAUUUUCUAAUGGCCCUGUAAUAAUGGCCAAGAUGUUAUUCAUGCGUGCGUGUCCAAAACUCGCCAAAUGGAUAGGUCUGACAUUUUUUCCAUCGGCUACAUCGAAGUUUUUUAAAACUGUCGUGGGAGAAACCAUCAAAGCGCGAGAAGAGCAAGGUAUCGUUCGACCAGAUAUGAUUCAUUUGCUUAUGCAGGCACGAGACAAGAACGACGCCAGUGUACACAAGAUGACUCUAGACGACAUCGUCUCGCAGGCUUUUGUCUUUUUCUUCGCUGGUUUUGAUACAACCUCGACACUGAUGUGUUUUGUCGUUCAUGAACUGGCAGUUAAUCAAGAUAUUCAGAAUCGUUUGCGCCAGGAGGUGCAACAAUAUCUCGCCGAAGGGAACGGUGAGAUCUCCUACGACUUGCUAUCAAAGAUGUCUUACAUGGACAUGGUGAUAUCUGAGACUCUCAGAAAAUAUCCACCGGCCAUCCUCAUCGACAGACUUUGCACAAAGAAAUACGAAUUACCACCGUCACAGCCAGGUUGCAAAAAUGUUAUCAUCGAGCCUAACAAUCUACUGAUGUUUCCCGUUUACGGUUUACAUCGCGAUCCGCAGUACUUUCCGAAUCCCGACAAGUUUGAUCCCGAGAGGUUCAGCGAAGAGAACAAAGACAACAUUGUACCGUACAGUUAUCUACCAUUCGGUCAUGGACCUAGAAAAUGUAUCGGUAAUCGAUUUGCUUUAAUGGAGACGAAGAUUCUGAUAGCUCAUCUUUUGCAAACAUUUACUCUAAAAACUACGGAAAAAACCGUUGAACCGGUUGUAUUUGACAAAAAGGCGUUUUCGUUGCAACCCGUUGGCGGAUUUUGGAUUAGUUUGGAAAAGAGAGAAACGUGAAAAUAUUCUAGAAAAAUAUUGGAAAAAUAUUGUCACUUUUUUCACCUUCUAGAGAUAUUCAAUGUAAUAGAUUUAUAAUAAACAAUUGUAGUGUACAAUAAGGUUUAUUUGCGAUGCAUAAUGUCAUUAUGCGAGGCAAAUACUCGAGCUGAAUGGUUAAGUUUUUAUUAGUAAGACAUAAAAAGAUAUUAUGAUAUAACAAACAUCAUGACUUGCGUAGUUUUUCUAGGUCUACUCAACGGUGUUGAUCGUUUUUAAUGACUUAUAUAACUUAUAAUUAUAUAUAAGUAGAAAGUAGAGUGAGUGAGGAAUGCAUUUUUUAUUUCUGUUAACAGCUUUGAUAUUGAUACAUAUUUUUUUCAUGCGUAAGAAAUUUGAUGUAAUUUAUUUCGAAAUUUAGUUCUCUUCCGUCGCCGAAAAGUUUCUCACCCACCCAAAAAUGACCGCGACUCAUCAAUAAUAUGCAAUCCAUACUUUGUAUAUUCUUUUUCUGUACCAUUGCAUAUCUCAUGAGCAUUUAUAUUUUUUCAAAAAAUAUGUUUAAAAAAUAUUUUUUAUUAAUAAAAUUUUUUAUAUUUUAAUCCAAACAGA